AUGGACGACGCAGCUAGGCUUAGACAAUCCAACGACGCGCGUUGGACACCUUUUGCGCAAGCGGCGUCUGACUAUGCCAAGCGCAGCAAGGCCUCCACAUCGCAGCAGUUCUCGCCAAAGCGAUCGGCUGAACCCCCGCCAAAGCGCAUCAUUUGCAACAAGAGGCAGCAGACGGCCUUGCGCCUUCGCUGCUGCCGUUGCCUUGCCUCGGCCGCAGAGCGUCGUGUCUACGACCUGCUGUUCAAGCCGGGAAGCGAGGAGGUCUUCUAUCGCACGCUCCACGCCUUCGCUGCGCGGGUGGACGCACGGGCAGCCUCCAACGCCUUUGCCUCGCUCGCGAGGUUGGAGGCGCGCCGCCUGCAGUUGCAGGCAGAGCCAGGCCAACGCCCGGCUCGGGGCAGCGCCCGUCACGCUGGCUCCACGCUUGUGUUUGAGGAUGCCCUGAGCCAGCGCCUGCAAGACGCCCUGGAGCAGCGUGAGGAGCUUCGGCCGGUGCAGGCGGUGAACCUCAUGUGGUCUCUUGCAAAGGUCGCAGCGCGGGAUCCUUUCCAAGCGCUGGUCACGCCCAUUCGCGACCGUGUCGUUGCAGAAACGCCGAGGCUUACUGGCCGCGACCUGUCGACGGUCUUGUGGGCCCUAGCGGUGCUGGUAGCAGAUACCCCCCACAAGUACUUGGGACAAGGACACUUUCCGGCUUACCUGUCGCAGAGGUUGCGGAUCCUUGCAGACAGCCGGGAACUGUCGGGCGUUGACUUGACGCAAUCGGUCUGGGCCGCUGCCAAGCUGGCGGAGUGCGGUCUUCCAGACAUGGGCGAGUUGUUCUUCUCGCUGGCCAAGUGCGCUUUGGGCCAGACCUCCAGCUUUGAGUGCCACUCCGUGUCAGUUUCCAUGUGGUCCAUCGGCCUCUUGGAGGAGUACCACAACACCGCGGAGGUGCAGGCCUUGGCCAAGGAGCUUGCGGGGGCCGCAGUGCCGCUGGCGCCGCAGAUGAAUUCUCAGAUGCUUGCGAACUGUGCCUGGGGCGCGGCGCGCGUUCGGGUGGAUUGGGAGCCCUUCCACCAAGCCAUGGCUGAAGCAGGACUCCAUGUGUGGAGGACGAGGGGUCAUGCUGUCUUGGACCAGCACAUCUACAACCUCGUGUGGAGCUUUUGCAAGGCAGAGGUGUGCAGCACCGGUGCCACCAGGCAGCUCCUGCUUCGCGCCGCGGAGGAAGCCCGACCUUGCGGCCGCUUUGAGCGCAUGGCAAGCUUUCACGCCGCAGGUUUGUCCUGGGUCAUGGCCAAAGUCUUCACCUCCGAUGUUUUGGCUGAGAGCAAAGAGCUCACGCAGGACGUUCCAAAGGACGUUCAGCUGGCGCUGGUUUGCACCAUGCGCCGCGCCCGGAGGGAGUUUGAGACUUGGCGCCCCAAGGACCUGUCCUGGGCUCUCUGGGCGGGUGCCCGCGCCCAGCUGCAAGACCCAGCUGUGACGCUGCUGGAGCCAGUGAUGCAGCAGCUGGCAUCCGAGGAAGCGCAGGAGGUGACGGCCCAGGACUUUGGGAUCGUGCUGUGGUCCAUGGCUGCCUUGGAAGUAGGCAGGGCCGCAGUGCCUCCGCAGCUUCUGCUUCGCUUCCUGACGCGCGCCAAAGUGAAGCUGCAAGAUGUGGGUCCAAAGGAGGAUGCCUUGCUCGCCAACUAUGCGUGGGCCUGUGCUAAGGCGGACCUGCGCGAACCAGAGCUCAUUGGGCUGGUUCUCAGCAAAGCUCGCGAGGGCUUCUCCCACUGGGAGAGCCGUGGGCGCGUCAUGGUGGCCUGGGCCCAAGUCGCCGGCUGCCCUGCGACCCGCCAAAGCUGGAGCUUCCUCAAAGAGACCUACGAGUCCGGCUUGGACUCGCUGAACGAGGGCCGCGCUGAGAAUGCGACCGCUCACGCGGAGCAGCUGGCUUCGCUGCGCUUGGCGCUGGGCUACUUGCCCGGCUACGGCCUGAGGCUUCGGCCGAUGCCCCUGCACCUUCAUCGGCAGCGGGGCUUUGAAGUCACAACGUCCGCGCUGCAAGAGCGCGUUGAGGGGGUGCUUCGCAACAUGGGCCUCGCGCAGGGCUUGGCGAAACCGGCGGAAAGCAUCUCAGGACGAUUUUCGGGCGCGGACCUUUUUGCCACUCCGCGAUUUGUCCACGAGAGAAGACAACGUGGCCUUGUAGCGGCUGCCGCGUAGAACAUCUGGUUAGAGUUCAACCCGUCACUGCGAACGGCCUAGGUUGCCCGCCUGCGUGGCCACAGUUAA
Molecule: messenger RNA, 2262 nt
Organism: Effrenium voratum
Lineage: Eukaryota; Dinophyceae; Suessiales; Symbiodiniaceae
Source: the annotation of a GenBank genome assembly